CCGCCGCUCAGGCGCUGCUCGGGCAGCCCGCGGGGGCCCUGGCUAGGCGCGGAGGCCCCGCGCCGCGCAGCAUGGCGGCGCUGUGGCGGAGGCGGGAGCGGCUCCCGGGGCUGCGCCGUGCCGUGCGAGCCCUCUCAGGAAAGAAUGAGUAUGAUCUUCUGGUAAUUGGUGGAGGGUCUGGAGGCCUUGCUUGUGCAAAAGAAGCUGCUCAGUUUGGAAGGAAAGUGGCCGUUUUGGAUUAUGUGGAACCGUCUCCACAAGGAACCAAAUGGGGACUUGGUGGAACUUGUGUGAAUGUUGGCUGCAUUCCUAAAAAGCUUAUGCAUCAAGCAGCCCUUUUAGGGAGUGCAGUUAAAGAUGCCCAACACUAUGGCUGGAAUAUAGCCCAACCUGUUCAUCAUACCUGGUCUGUGAUGGCACAAGCUGUUCAGAAUUAUGUGAAAUCCUUGAACUGGGGACACAGAGUGCAACUACAAGACAAGAAGGUGAAAUAUUUCAACAUGAAAGGGAGUUUUUCAGAUCUGCAUACAAUCCGUGGUUUAGCAAAAGCAGGUAAAGAGACUAUUGUUACGGCAGAAAAUAUUGUCAUUGCUACUGGAGGAAGACCAAAAUACCCCACGCAUAUUGCAGGUGCACUGGAGUAUGGAAUCACAAGUGAUGAUCUAUUCUGGUUAAAAGAAUCUCCUGGAAAAACGUUGGUUGUUGGAGCCAGCUAUGUUUCACUUGAGUGUGCUGGAUUUCUAACAGGCAUUGGGUUGGACACUACAGUCAUGAUGAGAAGUAUCCCGCUUCGUGGGUUUGAUCAGCAAAUGGCAUCUUUAGUAACUGAGCACAUGGAAUCUUACGGCACAAAAUUUUUGAAGAGAUGUUUCCCAACCAAAGUUGAAAAAUUGGAGAGCAACAGAUUGCAAGUCACCUGGAAAAAUACUGAUCUGGGCACAGAAGAAACCGAUUCCUUUGACACAGUGAUGUGGGCAGUAGGCCGAGCCCCUGACACCAAAACUCUCAAUCUGGAGGCAGUUGGAGUGAAAACUAAUCCUGAAACUGGAAAGAUCAUUGUUGAUGCCAGUGAAGCUACUUCUGUUCCUCACAUUUAUGCAAUUGGAGACAUAACAGAGGGCCGUCCUGAAUUAACACCCACAGCAAUAGCUGCAGGAAAACUGCUGGCUCAGCGUCUUUUUGGCCAGUCUUCAGAAUUGAUGGACUAUGACAAUGUACCUACUACAGUUUUCACUCCCUUGGAGUACGGCUGUGUUGGACUGUCGGAAGAAGCAGCUGUGCAGUGUUAUGGUUCAGAUAAUAUUGAGGUAUACCAUGCGUAUUAUAAACCACUAGAGUUUACAGUGGCUGAAAGAGAUGCAACUCAAUGCUAUAUGAAAAUGGUGUGCUUACAAGAGAGAGAGCAACGAAUACUUGGCCUUCAUUUCAUUGGACCAAAUGCAGGCGAAGUUAUUCAAGGAUUUGCUCUUGGAAUCAAAUGUGGUGCUACGUAUCCUCAACUAAUGAAGACAAUUGGCAUUCACCCUACCUGUGCUGAAGAAAUUACCAAGUUGCACAUUACAAAGCGUUCUGGCUUGGACGCAACAGUCACAGGCUGCUGAGGUUAAAUACCAUCCCUGGAAAGAAGGAAAAAAAGCACAAAAUAUAUUUGUAAAGAAAAGGGGCAUUUAGAGUUGAGACAGCUUUAACGGUUCGAGUUCAGGAAUCUUUUUCGUUCUCUGUGUAGACUGCUUUUUCUCACAGCCUGACAAAGAAACAGUCCUCACACCAUCGCAGUUCUAAAACCAAUGCAGUCCUGCUGUAAUAAAUCUCUCUGAGUGCCUAUUACUCUCUCUUGCUGGGAGCUAGGGAAUGAUCAGGUUUAUAUACAUAAAUAUAACUGAAACCAGUGACCUCUGAGACUAUCUACAAAUUAACCAGCUGUCAUUUGAGUUUCUCUGUUGGCAUGACUGACUGCCAACAGAAGGGACUCACAUAAUGCUUGUACAGGUACUAGGAAUCAGACAGGGCCUCCCUUAGAAUUUUGAUGAUGAUGCUUUCUCCUAAGUACUUGGAUAGCUCGUUACUGAUCCUAAUCAUGAACACCAAGACUCUGUGCUCACUAGUAGAAACAAGUUCCCAGAGUGUGUAACAAUGGGUAAGCAGUCAUCUUUGGUUUUUCUUCUUUAAAAUGUAAUACAUACGGGAAUUUAAUAGAAUAUCACUUAUCCCUGAAGCUGUGCUGCUACUGGAAGAAUCCCAGUGGAUUAAUCAGUGGCAGCCUGGUCAUAACAUUAUGGUGAUGGCUGAGAAUGAAUUUGCUCAGAGGUGCUAAAGAGAGAGUUGAAUUUUAUGGUGACUUCUUUGCCUACUCUUGAAAUUUCUAAUUCAAUUCCGUUCAAAUUGAAUUGGCACAUCUCACAAAUUAUUCCUUGAACACCGUAUAUUAACCAACACUAACAAGCAGAAUCAAGCCCACUAAUAAUCCAACUCAUGCAGCAUUUUCUGUUUAAUUGAAUGUGGAAAUCUGGCUGAUGCAGUGGUAUAUUUUGUUCAUUUGUUUUUAAUAUUUUCUCCCUGAUGAGCUGGAUACUAUAUCUGAAUGGAUUUAGGUCUGGCUUUAAUAAAACAUGUUACUGAAGGGAAUGAUGUUAAACAGUGAUCUGGAAAAGAAAUGGUUCUGCUCAGAACUAAGAUAGAAAAUUAUCUGCGAACUUUGGGGGGGUUUUGGAGUACUGGCCCGAGUAAGUAAGCAUUCAUCUGUUGCAAAUGUCUGCUUAUUUUCCUGCUAUCCAGAAGGGGGAGAUGCUGGCUAAUUUGUGGCAAUAAAGGAACAGAUCUGGUAAUGAAGCUUCUUCUGCAGAAGCCUGUUAAAUAGGUAGCCUGACAAAGGCAAACACAAAACAAACUGCACUGAAUUUCAAUCCAAGUUGCAGUUGCCAACAGUUUGUAUGCAUAGUCACGUAGAGUCUUGCACCCUUUAGAGUAGAAGAGUGCAUGUAGGAAAAGAGAUCAGCUUGAGGUGACACAAAAUGUAUCCUUUUUGUAGUUAAUUUAUAUCAGUCUUUUUAUGUGUAGAAUUUGGUAUUUUCACAGCUGCCCUUUUGCUUGUUGCACGGUUUGGAAGAAUAGUCUGAUGAUCAUGUGUAUCUUUACUAUUUUUCCAUUGCUAUUUCAGUGCUGCAGCAUGCAACAGAGACAAACGGUUGGUUUGUUUCAAGCGUGAAAUCUUUUUUACCAUGAGAAUUGUACCUGUCAAGGAAAAUAUUAGACAAAAAGUGACCAGACCUUCCUUCUAAAGUAUGAUGUAAUAGUAUUUAUCACACUCUCAUUGAUACUAGUAUAAUCCAUGUUCAAAGAUUUGUUGUGACUUAAACAACAAGAAAUCUCAAAUGUUUUCUUUACAAAGUUUCCUGAUUUUUGGUCCAUAUUUCUGGUCCAUAAAAGAGGGAGGAGUGAUACAGUUUAACUGCAAGUGGCAUUCCCUAUCAGAUCUGCUGAUGCUAUUUUUCAUCUAUAAAGUCAUCCAUAAGCUUGUAGUUGAAAAGAAGUACUUUGAGUGGAAGUGUAGUUGAAACAGUGCCUGAAUAUUGCAACUGCCUUUAGAAGAAAUGAUGAAAGCUUCGCAUAUAAAUGUGUGCAUACCUGCACAUUCAGAAGUUCCUGUUUCCUUUAAUAAAGGUUUUAUGAGUAUGAUACAACCAAAAACCCUACUAGAUUUUUCCUGGCUGUUUGCAGGAAAAAAAAAAAAAGUUCCUAGUAAAUUGGGGUUUUUUUAAAUGUUACUUAAUAUUUCAUAACACUGACAUACUGAGCAUUUGCAUCUACAGAGAUUUUGCUGUGAGAAACAUCCCACCUCUGACUAAACUGUGCUGUGUAUAAAUGCAAGGUUUUUUUCCCUAGUGAUUACCUGUUACAGUUCCUUUUGUACCCACACAUGAGCACAGUUGCGUUUAGCCAUGUGAAAGUUGCUUCUCUUCUCUGUCCUACCAACGCAUCCAGCAGACCGAGUUGUCCGCCCCUACAGACAAAUCAACGGCAAGAUGAGUUAAUUUCAUUCAUCCUAAAGUUCAGAGUAAUGAUUUGGGACAACAAGUAAAGAGAUCUUAAGGAAGUGUGUCCUCAGUGUAUAUGGGGUGUGAAACUAAGGCAUGUCAUCGUUCUCAGAAGUAAUAGCACUCUCUUGGUUUUAGAAUUGCUGAGUGGACUGCGUGAAAAUUGAUCCUGUACCUUGAACAGCAGCCUCGUUCUGUUCCUCAUUUAGCGGAAGAUGUUGUUGCCCCCCAUGAAGUAAAGCUAAAGAUACAUUUGCACCUACAUAACCCUAACGUCAGAAUCAACAGCAAGACAGAAUAAUGACAAUUACUGUGAUUGUGCUUUUUUUCCUGAAGGAUUUGCCAGGGAUGGUCCUUAAGAAUUGUUUUUAAAAGCCUGACUAAUGUCAGUUGAAGUGACUGAUGUAUGCUGCAAAUUACUGAUUAUAUGUGAAAAUGUAAAAAAUAAAAAAUAUAAAUUUAGUCAGGCUUCUUCUCUGGAUGCCAGCUGAUGAGGGCUUGUUUGUCAAACCACACCAUGGUGCAAACAAGUCUGAGCGCUGCUGGGUCCCUCAUAUCUACGAUCCCAAUAUUUAUUGUGUUGUGAAUUAAUAAAGAAAUUUUUUUUCUAGUAAAGAU
This is a messenger RNA of Phalacrocorax carbo (great cormorant), 4652 nucleotides long. Lineage: Eukaryota; Metazoa; Chordata; Aves; Suliformes; Phalacrocoracidae. The record is from RefSeq and is a predicted model, not a curated record.